AUGAACAAUAAAUCUCCGGCAAGAUGGGACAUCGAGUCAACAGACAGCUUUUGGGUUAGGGGGGUCGGAUUUUGGCGCUGCUUCAUCGGUCUCUGCAUCCCCAUCCUCCUCUCGGCGUUCGAAGGGAGCGUGGUCAGUACGGCACUCCCCACCAUUUCUCAAUCUUUGGGCCUCGGUCCGAACUCAUCAUGGGUGGCCACGGCAUUUCUGUUGGCGUCCAUCGUGUUCCAGCCGCUGUAUGGGCAGCUCGCAGACAUUUGGGGGCGGCGACAUCUGAUGAUGGUGGCUGUGGUUGUGUUCGGCGUCGGCAGUGCCAUCGCCGGGUUCGCUCGCAACUGCGCUGUUUUGGUGUUUGGCCGCAUUGUUCAAGGCAUGGGCUCCGGUGGGAUCGACCUAUUUGCCGAGCUGAUUCUCUGCGACAUCAUCCCCUUGAAGAAGAGGGGUCACUAUGUGGCCAUCAAGGCGGCCGUCUACGCGCUGGGCACCACUGUCGGGCCGCUCCUUGGCGGCAUCUUUGCGCAGACGAACUGGAGAUGGUGUUUCGGGAUCAACCUGCCCAUCUGCAUCAUCGCUCUUGUUCUGAUGUGGUUCUGGCUCCAACUCAGCAGCGGCAAGUCGUGGCAGGGCCUCUCGGUGCUCCAGCAAAUCGGGCGCGUCGACUACGUCGGCCUCGUCCUCCUCACCGCCUCGGUCGUCUUGAUCCUUUGCGCCCUGACGUUGGCCGGCACCGUCUUCUCGUGGUCGGACCCCACCAUCUUGGUUGCGCUCGCGGGCGGCAGCUCCGGCGUCCUCGCCUUCAUCUUGUGGGAACGGUCUCAGCGAUGUGCGCAUCCCAUCAUGGCUCCACGCGUAUUCUCCAACCGGACCACGAUCGCGGCCAUGAUCAUCACCACAGUCCACGGCUUUAUAACCUACGGAUAUCAGUUCUACCUGCCGCCCUUCUUCCAAGCGGUGCUCGCGGCCUCUCCGGCGCAGUCGGGUGUCCUUAUCCUGCCCUGCAGCCUCACCAUUGUUAUCCUGGCCGCGGUCGGCGGCCCACUGCUGGCCAGGUUUGGGAAAUACCGGCUGAUGCACCGGGUGGGCUUCGCCCUGAUGGUUGCCGGCUUGCUGCCCUGCAUCACCUUCCAGGACUCCGGAUCGGUGGUGCUGUGGAUAUUGUUGUCGUUCCUGGUUGGGGUUGGCUCGGGAAUCAUUGUCUCGACCACGUUGCCCACUGUGCUCGUUGAGCUAACCGACAAGGAAAAUGCCGCCGCCACCGGGUCGUGGGCGUUUCUGCGAGGAUUAGGCUCCCUCCUGGGAGUUGCGAUACCGAAUGCUGUGUUCAAUGCGCAGUUUUCGGCGGUACUUGACUCUAUCCAGGAUGCCCGCGCCAAAGCGGAGCUGAGCAACGGGCAGGCGUACCAACACGCAUCCGCGGCCUUCAUCGCAGAGUUCAAGGAUCAGGUCAGGAAUCAGAUCCUUGGAGCAUUUACUGCAAGUUUCAAGCUAGUCUGGAUCAUCUUCCUGGGGAUGGCGGUAUUGGGCUUGCUUACGACCUUCCUGGAACGACAGGUUCAUCUGCGGAAGGACUUGGAUAGCGAGUAUGGCCUAAAGGAUCAUCAAUGA
Messenger RNA from Thermothielavioides terrestris NRRL 8126, 1605 nucleotides. RefSeq lists its product as uncharacterized. The transcript is spliced from 2 exons. Gene Ontology annotation, molecular function: transmembrane transporter activity. Lineage: Eukaryota; Fungi; Ascomycota; Sordariomycetes; Sordariales; Chaetomiaceae. Gene Ontology annotation, biological process: transmembrane transport. Bases 1 to 1605 code for a protein of 534 amino acids. The record is from RefSeq and is a predicted model, not a curated record.